This is a messenger RNA of Lycium barbarum (goji berry), 1787 nucleotides long. Its product is annotated as nudix hydrolase 8-like. The transcript is spliced from 9 exons. The record is from RefSeq and is a predicted model, not a curated record. Gene Ontology annotation, molecular function: NADH pyrophosphatase activity; NAD binding; ADP-ribose diphosphatase activity. The coding region runs from base 415 to 1494 and encodes 359 amino acids. NCBI's taxonomy places the organism in Eukaryota, Viridiplantae, Streptophyta, Magnoliopsida, Solanales, Solanaceae.
AAUGACAAAACUUCAUAAAGAUCUUUUCCACCUUGUUUGUUUUCUCAUUCAUGGUUCAUUUUCCACCACAACCUUUGCCACCUAAGACCCUCCACCUUAACUUUUAUGCUACUAUAUAAAAUAUUAUUUCUUUUCUUUAACCAUAGUACUUAUAGUAGUUUUUCUGUUCCCUAGUUAUUCUUCAGUAUUUCAUUAGUACUCUCCGAUGGGUGGAAUAUGCCCAAGAAAUUCUUGUUUUUAGUUGAGGAUGGAAUCUGCAGUUUUUUUGUCAAAAGUUUCAAGAUUUUGAGACCAUUAAUGAUGCUAUAGUUUUAUGGAUAUUUAUUGAGUAAAAUUAGUCGUUUCAAGCGGACUGGGCUCUCUGGAAUUAGUUUAAACGACAAGAAAAAGGCUUUGUUUUUGUAGUGUGAAAAAAUGGAGCUGAAGUUGGUUAAUUCCAAGUCAUUAUUUUUGUCUAAAUUAGUCAAUACAGAGGUGAUGAAGUCUAGUUCAUUUCUUGACACAGAGCUAAUGUUUGGUCUCAGUGGUACUCACAAGUUCUCUUCUUGCAGAGGUGUUGUACUCAAGGCUUCUCGUUCAAGUGCUUCUUACGAUGCUGCAAGCUCUGUUAGCAAAGAGAACUUUAUACUGGACGAAUUUUCUUGUCAGAUAAAUGGGAAAAGUUGUUCAGGACUGUAUAGAGAUGUAAGAAUUCUUGAUGCUUCUGAUGAUGUAUAUGGAGGAGUACUCAUUAAUCCUCAAACACUACCAUCCAAUCCCAAUAUAUUUGCAUCUGUACUUUGUUCAUCUCUCUCUCACUGGAAAAUGAAGGGGAAGAAGGGAGUUUGGCUUAAAAUACCAGUUGAGAAAUGUGACCUAGUUCCUAUUGCAGUAAAGGAAGGAUUUCAAUACCAUCACGCGGAAAGAGGAUAUCUCAUGAUGACAUAUUGGCUUCCCGAUGAUCCCUGCAUGCUUCCUUCUAAUGCAUCUCAUCAAGUUGGAGUUGGGGCUUUUGUUAUCAAUGAUAAAAAUGAGGUGCUUGUUGUACAAGAGAAACAUUCUGCACCAGCUCUUUCAGGCCUAUGGAAAAUACCAACUGGUUUCAUAAAUGAGUCGGAGGAAAUCUUUACAGGAGUCGUAAGAGAAGUGAAAGAGGAGACUGGGAUUGAUACUGAAUUUGUGGAGGUUAUGGCUUUCAGGCAUGCUCACAAUGUAGCUUUUGAAAAGUCGGAUUUAUUCUUCGUCUGCCUUUUAAGACCACUGUCAACAAGAAUCAUGGUUGAUGAUCUGGAAAUUCAGGCAGCCAAGUGGAUGCCUCUAGUUAAAUUCGUCGAGCAGCCACUAAUCCAAGCAGAUAGCAUGUUCAGAAAAAUCAUUGACAUUUGCAUUGCUCGGCUGGGAAAGCGUUACUGUGGAUUAUCCGUCCAUCAAUUAGUCUCUACAUUUGAUGGCAAACUAUCCUCUUUGUACUUCAACACAGUUGAAGAUUCAGAUGCGAACUGUCAAGCCAACUAGCACCACAAUCAUAAUUAGCGAUGCAUUUAGCUCUCGACUUCCCUUUCGAUGGAGAUUGACCGAGCUAAACACAAUGUACAUCAAUUGAUCAUCUUCCACUAUCGAUUAAUGACCUUCAAUAGAAAGUUAUGUUGACUUUCUGAUGUACCCAAAAGAAAAAAGAAAAAAUAAGAAAAAAGUGAAGAGAGUUACUAUAGUGUAUAUAUCUUCUGCUGAGGACAUGGACACCGUAAAUAUGUAACAUUUGUAUUUCUCAUCUUAUGACUAAUUUAACUUUCAGUGUUUUUCUGCCA